GCGCUAUGUUGGCUGGUCGCUUUCGCUGCCGGUCUCAGUGAAAUCAUACAAUUAAUCAAAUACAGUGAUCGGAACCAACUUUCCAUGUUUACGAGUGAUUGUUAUUGGAUUAUCUAGUUCACUUCACCGAUCAGCUGAUUUCAUCAGAUAUCGAACGAGUGUGUACGAACUAGUAGCGCUCUCUGUCGGUGCUCGGCGGAGUGAAUCGUGCGGGACGCGCGGGGCAGGGACUUCCUCCCCCUACUUCAGUUUGGCUGCGAGUCUGAGAAGGCAGGACGUGUUGCUGCGCGCCGCGGAAAAGGAUCGUUCGCGCGGCAACUUUGAACAUUGACAGUGCUCUGAAAGUGUGUGACGGAUAAUGUGUACCGGAUUGCAGUGCGCAAAAAUUUGGAUGCAGUGCUAAAAUUGGAUCACAGUAACUGGAUUGCAGUGUUUUUUUGGAUUUGGAUUUUUCAAAACACCUUCCAAACUGGGGAUGCACAAGAUGGAGCUCGGCGACAGUGUGUACGCCGCUGAACGCAUCAUGAAGAAGAGAAUUAGAAAGAACAAAGUGGAGUACUACGUGAAAUGGAAAGGGUGGAAGCCGAAGCACAACACCUGGGAACCGGAGGAGAACAUCCUCGACCCCCGGCUCAUACAAAGUUUCGAACGCGGGGAGGACUUGAGGCGUCAAGGACGCAAGCGGGAGCGGGAUCACUCCCCGGUCGAGCGCGCGCGGAGCGGCUCCGAGGAGCGCCACCCGCCGCCCGGCAAGCGCAAGGCCGAGGUGCUGUCCCGGGAGUCGGGCAAGAUCGGCGUCACCAUAACCAUGAGUCCUCCGGCGAAGAGGCACGAUAGCAGCAAGUUGAACGGCUCGCGGACGCCGCACGUAGUCCUUCCUCCACCGCCGGCCGCGCCGCCCGGCGGGGCCGCCGCGCCCGCCUCCCCCGCCGCGGAAGCCGCCGCGCCUCGGACCGGUCCUAGACGAGCCCCUCACUCGCCGGAGGAGGCCGACGCUCAUAUUCCCCCAGAAAGAGAAAGACGCACCGACUCCCAGCCGACUGCGACAGCGCCCGCGGAGCCGAAAGGCGCCCGACCACCACCCCCGACGAGUCAACCCGAAGACGAAGAUUCCUGGGGCGAAGCGCCGCUCGCGGUGCCUCCCCCGCCGCCGCAGCCCGCUCGCCGAGGAGCCUCGUACUGGCUGGCGCGCUCGCCCGUCGCCGACCAGAUCUUCAUCACCGACGUGACCGUGAACCUCCAGACCGUCACCAUCAGAGAGUGCCGCACGGAGAAGGGUUUCUUCAGAUCUCGAGAGCCCCGACCAAACGACGUGACGUAAACCCCGUUGAUACACACUUUGGACGUUGUUGUACAGAUGUAGAUAGCUAGGUAUUUAUUUAGUUCACUUUGGUGAUGUCAUGAUGUGUUAAGACCUAGAAGUGAAACCUGAAUUCCUCAUUCAUAAUAUAGGCCUAAAUGAUGAGUAGGUAGUGAACUGAUGUCGGUGCGAUAGACGCUAAUUGAAGAUACUUAUUACCUGUCAAGAGAAUCGCCAUGUUUUGGUAAUACAAAGAUGUCUUUUGUCAAUUGUUAUAAAAUAAGAAGUCCUAUAUUAUUUGUUGAAAUUGUAGAUAAUAAAAUAGCCAGUAUUUGCGACUGGUGAGUGAACGCUAUUUGAAGUGUGCAUGGCCGACCAUAGGCAUGGGUGGCCUGUGUUUAUUGAAACAAACUUAUUGUUGAUAGAAGAAGUUACAUUAUUAGGUACAGGGUCAGUUUUUUAUCCGCAGUUAACUCAACUGAUAGUCUUUUGUAACCAAUGGUUAAUUGUAAACUUCAGUAACAUUUAUAAAGAAAACAACUAUUAAAUUGCAUAAAAAAUUCAAUUUGCUGAUCAUUUAACCACUAGUCAUAAAACAUUGGUAGAUUUGACUAUGGAUCAAAAAACCGAUCCUAAAAGGACAUAAUAAAAUAUUAUUUAAGUGAGUAAAUAAUUAAUUUAACGUAUGGAAUGUACCUAAUAACUAAAUACACAAUUAUUUUUC
Molecule: messenger RNA, 2024 nt
Organism: Ostrinia furnacalis (Asian corn borer)
Lineage: Eukaryota; Metazoa; Arthropoda; Insecta; Lepidoptera; Crambidae
Gene: Pc
Product: chromodomain protein polycomb
Exons: 3
Coding region: 476-1321 (281 amino acids)
Biological process (GO): negative regulation of transcription by RNA polymerase II
Cellular component (GO): PRC1 complex; chromatin
Molecular function (GO): chromatin binding
Source: RefSeq, a predicted model, not a curated record